UCAUCAUCAUCAUCAUCAUCAUCAUCAUCAUCAUCACCAUCACCAUCGUCAGAAGGUAUAAUCCGCCUGUCCGCUGUUUUCCUCGCAUUUCAUUUCAUUUAGCCUUGCCUCGUUUGUCUGUGCAUGAUGAGUCCCUAUAAUAUAUUGGAGCUGUCCUAGCCCUUCACAGGCGAUGACGACGAAGCACUAAUUAUACGCAAAACCUGAUCACAAUCCCACUGUUGCUUCCUCCUUCCCCCCCUUCUUCCCACGUUGUACAAAUUGCCAUGUGUGGGUGAUGCUCAUGGGGAGGGGAGUAGAGAUGAAUUAAUUCUCCGAUUCGCUAAUGCUGGAUUCUCGUCUAUCUUGUCAAUUAGUCCCCCGCCAAUCAUGAUGCAAAUCCCCUCUCAACCGCUACCCACCGCCCUCGCGCCAGAGGCCGCACCCGACCUUCAGCAGAAUCGUGACGAGGAGCUGAGGGGUCAGAAUGGGGGCUCCGGGAGGAAGGAUUUUCCCUUGAAAUUUUGCACGGUUUGUGCUAGUAAUCAGAAUCGGUUUGUUCUCCAUUUUGCUUUUUCCCCCUUUAUCCGACCCCACGAGGGACCCCCCCCCCACUUGAUGAUUCCCAUGGAUGAAUGAAUCCCCAUUGCCAUGUAGAGCGGUGGUUGUCCUGCUGUGCAUCCCAAACCUCUCUCCCUCCCUCCCACGUGUUGUCCCGUGUGCGAAAAAAGGGCACACGGGGUGUCGGAUCGACCCUAGAUCCUGUACCAUAUUGUACCGAUAGCCCCAAGAAACCUCUCCGGUGACAAUAUCCCGGCAAUGGAUCGCUCGGGGCGAUAAGAGAAGAGAAAUCAUUCGCAACAUGCUCUGAUAGACAAGCUGAGAAAACCUUGCGUGCAAAAACAGUUCCAUGGAAGCCCACCUCGUUCUGUCACUGUCACAAUACCCUGUAAUCUCCUUUGGUACUGGCUCGGCCGUCCGUCUGCCGGGCCCAUCAAUCGACAAACCAAAUAUUUACUCCUUCAACAACACAACCUACGAUGAGAUGUACAGUUCCCUGAAAGAAAGGGACCCGAGACUCUACCAUGCGAACGGCCUCUUGGGCAUGCUGGAUCGCAACCGCAGAAUCAAGGGCUGUCCCGAGCGCUGGCAGGACUGGAAAAUCGGUGUUCCGAGGAAGGAUGGGGUUGAGGAUGGAGUUGUCGACGUGGUGGUUACUUGCGAAGAGCGGUGUUGGGACAUUGUUGUUGAUGGUACCCCCCCCCCCCCCACCCACACACACUCUCUCUCUCUCCUUUCCCCAUGCGAUCGUUAUGUAAAAACUAAUGCCCUUUUGUUUUCUACGCUUAGACCUGACAAACCGCAACUCUCCCCUCAACCGUCUAGUGCACAUCAUCAACGUCGAUAUAAAAGACAAUCACGAAGAAGCCCUCGUUGGUGGGAAAGGCAUUCUGGAACUCGCGAAUAUGCUAUCCGAGGCAGCUAGAGAGGAGCGGGAAAAGGCAGGCCCGAACUUUGUCCGUGAGACAGUCGAUGGGAGGGUUCCCGAUGUGCUGGAAAAAUGGCAGGAGAAGUUUCCAGGGCUGCCGGCCCUGUGGACUGUGGGGUAUUUCUGACCCGAUGGAGGGACCAGCGGCGGGACGACAAGAUGGGGAGUUUGGGUUUGGGUUUUUCUUUCUCUUUCCUUUCUGGCAUUUCAUGAAAUUAUGUGAUACGAAGUUGCGUGAGACCAGGAUGAAGUUUCAGAUGUAUGAUACGUAAGUGUGGUUCUGGUGCCAUGCUUACUAGGAUGGUUGGUUGCGCUGGUGGGGGAAGGUACGUUCGCAUUCGAGCUGAACGGAUUAGGUGUUCUAUGUCUUCACAGAUAAUUGAUAACACUUCUAUAGACAAAUUCCAUUUAUUUGUUUAUCAAUCUGUUUAUUAAUUAUUAGCCAUUCAAGCACCCGAUGUCUCCACGCACUUUAGUGCGCACACAGCGCAGCGUACACCCGCAGAACCCUUCCAUGUCACCUCAUUCAUGCUUCACCCCCUUGAGCAACCUAUGGAGAGCGCCCUUGACACGGCCAACCAUUCUUGCAAUUCCACGCUUUCUUUUCUCCUUCAUUGGCGUCUCUGUCUCCGCCCCGCCUUUGCUCCCCCCAGCGGGAGGGGUGGAGGGAUCCCUCUUGACGGGGUCGGGCCCACCUGCGGCGCUGGCGGGCGGGGUGGGACUACUGCGCCCGGAAACCGGAGUCAAGGGGCGUAUGAGGGGUGGGAUGAAGCGGGGGGAAAGUAUGUGACGGCUGUGGGGCUGGGGCUGGAGUGGUUGAGGGGAUCUAGGUUCAUCUUCCCAGAUGGUGAACGGUGUCGGCACGAAGACUUCUCGGCGGGUGAUUGA
Messenger RNA from Tuber aestivum (summer truffle), 2356 nucleotides. The record is from the annotation of a GenBank genome assembly. NCBI's taxonomy places the organism in Eukaryota, Fungi, Ascomycota, Pezizomycetes, Pezizales, Tuberaceae.